Fomitopsis serialis is the source of this 771-nucleotide messenger RNA. RefSeq lists its product as uncharacterized. Bases 220 to 627 code for a protein of 135 amino acids. The record is from RefSeq and is a predicted model, not a curated record. The transcript has 2 exons. Lineage: Eukaryota; Fungi; Basidiomycota; Agaricomycetes; Polyporales; Fomitopsidaceae.
GGUGAAGUCAUUCUUACCUGCCCUUACGCUUCACGUCGUGGAGACAUAUAUCACAACCGUCGGCCGCGGCGUGGCACCUCCAACAUUCCCCCUCAAUAUCGUCCAACGAACCGACUCCCUGAAUACCUGCGUGUUUCUUAAACCGCGACACCAUGACUGACGCCGCGUACGCAGGGAAGAGCGAGGAGCAAAUGUGAGUUCGCUCCCUCUGAGCCCAUCAUGCGCCUGACAAGGGACUCGAUAGGGUCGCAGCAUCAACUUGAACGAGCAGGCCGCCUCGCUCGAGGAGAAGAGCCAUACCAGCACGGCGCACGCUUUCACCGUACGCAUCUUCGCACAUCACCAGUACACCGACGCGCCACGGUAUUGACGAGCUUCCUCCCGUGCAUAGCCGGCGGCGCGACCAGCACUUCGCUUGAAUCGGGCGUGAACGAAUCCGGCGUCGCGGGCUUCUCAACCGCGAGCGGGCAUGGAACAGGUUUCCGUAGGCAGGACGGGCCAGACGGGCGGGGGCGCGAGCGACCAGUGGAUCCCCCACGAGAGGGCGGCGACCAUCGCACGGGAGAGGACCGCGCCAGUGCGAUUCAGGGCGGUGGUGUGAGGUACGGGCCUACGGGGAGUCAGUAGAAGCGAUGUCGGUAUACGGGACAGCAUCCGAUAGACGGCGGGCGACGCUAUAUCCAUAGCUUGCAAGUGGGCGUGUAUAAUGGGGAGUAUCACUGGUACAACGCGCGCCGGUGGUACCUAGCAUGAAUGGAAGUGACUUCUGCG